Physcomitrium patens is the source of this 2085-nucleotide messenger RNA. RefSeq names its product autophagy protein 5. Gene Ontology annotation, molecular function: Atg8-family ligase activity. Gene Ontology annotation, cellular component: mitochondria-associated endoplasmic reticulum membrane contact site; Atg12-Atg5-Atg16 complex; phagophore. The record is from RefSeq and is a predicted model, not a curated record. Gene Ontology annotation, biological process: piecemeal microautophagy of the nucleus; protein lipidation involved in autophagosome assembly; cellular response to nitrogen starvation. Lineage: Eukaryota; Viridiplantae; Streptophyta; Bryopsida; Funariales; Funariaceae.
CAACAUAACUUGCAACUCUUGCUCUCUCCACUCGAAGAAGCUUUUGAUAGAAAUAGGCAGAGAAGGUUUCUGUCUGUCUGUCCUCCACAUGGAGUAUCAAGCAUUCGAGGUGUAUCUUCUAAUUAUUAUUAUUAUUAUUAUUCAUAGGUGAUGUUGUGUUUGUAUUUGUGUUUUAGGAGGAUUGCAAUCGCGGUUCUCUGUUAAUUCAAUUGUGCGCAUCAGGUGGAAGAUAUUCAUGCACCAUGAAUGAAUGAUCUUCUGUGUUGGACCCUCCGGUUGCGGUAACUGGACAGCGCACGGAAUCUAAACUUAGGCAAAGGAAAUAUAUGUGUGAAUUUGUAGAGCUAUAUAUAUAUAUAUAUAUAUAUAUAUACAUAACAGAGGAAGAAGAAGAAGUUUUCACUCGAUUUAAUUCUGAGCUCGCGUUUGAGUUCAUUCUUACAUUUAGACUUGUGUUUUAUGUGAGUCGCGAUAACUUGGGUAGUCGGCAACCAUGGGGGAGGUCGAAUCUGGGGAUUAUGUGUCUCACGCAUGUGUCUGAAUCGUGACUUGGACAUGGCGGUACCAACUAUGACAUGCCUCACAUAGUUAAGAGAAGGGAGCUCUGGUAAUCUUUUUGCAGGCAUCACAUCUGUAGUUUGAGUGUUAUGGCAAUUCGAGUGGGAGCUUAAUUCAUCAGGAGGUUGAGGUUUUCUGAGGUUGAGUCGGUUUUUUGGGAAUUUAGGUCUCGAUGGAAUUUUGGUUAAGGUAGAAUCAUCGAAGCUCUUUGGGUUGCGGGCACCGCUGCAGAGUGGAUCGUAUCGGAGUUGGGUUUUUGGGUGGCGUGUUUGUGAGGAAUGGCGCGUGGAGGGAAGCAACAGAAGAAGAAAGUGGAGGAGGUGGAUUUCGGUGUGAUCACCGCGGAGGCUCGCAAGCAAGUUUGGUCGGGAGCCGUGCCAAUACAACUCCACCUUCACCCAUCUGAAAUCACUGGCUCGCAGGCUCCUUCACCUUUCCUGAUGUUGGCACCACGAAAUGGUUACCUACCGUUGUUGGAGCCCGAGAUUCAACAGCAUUUCGCGAAGGCUAUACCUUCCAAUGCUGAUUCCAUAUGGUUUGACUAUCAAGGAUUGCCUUUAAAAUGGCACAUCCCGACGGGUGUAUUGUACGAUCUACUGGUGGCAGAAUUUGAAAGACCAUGGAACCUCACGUUACAUUUUAGGGCGUAUCCUGUAGAGGUCUUGACUGUGUGUGAAGAUGAUGCGGUCAAGUGGAACUUCGUGAACGCCCUUAAAGAGGCAUCGUAUGUCAUGUACGGGAAUAUAAAGAGCGUAAUGAACAUUUCGCAGUUAGAUCAGGUGGAGCUGUGGCGAUGUGUUGUCAAAGGAGAGCUGGAAGGUUAUGAUCGAAUUGCAGCCCGUUUGAGACCUGGAUUUGGUGGUGGAGGAAACUGGGUUCGUGAAAUUCUGCUCACCCCAACCUGUGAUGAUGCUUCGUCCGGUGGUGCAUUACUUAGAGCAGGAAGCGAAAGCGGAAGGCCAAGCAGGGUUCCUAUUCGAGUCUACUUGAGGACAGUGGACCGCGACUUAGAUGACCUCUUUGAUGCUGCACCAGUCUCAAGCUGGGACGAAGUUGUGUACACGACACGCCCCAUUGAUCUUCGUGGAGGUAGCAUUCUCACUGUACGAGAUGCACUAUUAAAGAUGGUGCCACACCUCUUCACACGCCCCGAAAGUCUGGACGAGUUAUCAGUGAAACCAAGAGAAAGCAGUCCAACAUCCAAAUUAGAGACCGAAGGCCCAACUGAUGAUAGUGUGUCCCAGGCCAUUAGUGAUGCCUCUCCAAAAACAGCAGACGAGGAGCCUAGUACGAGCCCUAUAGAGCCCGUGGCGGGAUUGGGUAGCGCAGCUGGGGAGCCUGAUGACCUAGUGCUUGAAGGCAUUGUCCGCGUGCAGGGAAUAGAGCUUAAUCUUGACUUGCCUCUCGAAUGGGUUGCCAGGAACCUUUGUGGGCCAGAGAAUUUCAUUCACCUCAUUGUAAUAUCAAGAAGGGUGACUCUACAGCUACCUUCUAAAGCAAUGGAAUGACCUUUCCUUUUUAUAGUUU